Chanos chanos (milkfish) is the source of this 2675-nucleotide messenger RNA. It is a transcript of the gene pwwp2b, whose product is annotated as PWWP domain containing 2B. The transcript is spliced from 3 exons. The coding region runs from base 54 to 1880 and encodes 608 amino acids. Gene Ontology annotation, cellular component: nucleus; chromocenter. NCBI's taxonomy places the organism in Eukaryota, Metazoa, Chordata, Actinopteri, Gonorynchiformes, Chanidae. Gene Ontology annotation, molecular function: chromatin binding. The record is from RefSeq and is a predicted model, not a curated record.
CUCUGGCGGCCGGGAUCGAGCAGCGCCAACCCGGACACCUCAACUCGGAAAGUAUGGAGGCUGUGUCGGAGGAGCUGCGGGCCGGCUCCCGGAUUCCAGUGACCAUCGAUCAAAUAGUUAACGACACACUCGUGGUGACACUUACGUACCGAGAGAAGAACUACACAGGGAUUUUACUUGAUUGCAACAAAAAAACUGGGCUGUUCUGCCUGCCUGAUGUUGUAGGGAAAACAGAGGAAUCUCUCGUAUCGAGACAGGAUUGCGCAGUUCAGAGCGAAGAGCCUGGUGCUAAACCCCAGAGUCAGAUGGCACCGCAACCAAAGGAUGAAAAUAGCCUCCCUGACAAGAACCCUCCUGCCCCUGUGCCUGCCCCUGUGCCCGCCCCUGUGCCCAUCCCUGUGCCUGCAGGUCAGGCACCCUACCCUCCAUACUUUGAGGGUGCACCCUUCCCACAGCCCAUGUGGGUUCGACACACCUACAGCCAGUGGGUACCCCAACCUCCUCCUCGUCCAAUUAAGAGGAAGAAGAGACGAACUCGAGAGCCAGGCCAAAUGACCAUGAGCACUAUCCGCUUACGACCGCGACAGGUGCUUUGUGAGAAGUGCAAGAACACACUGAAUAGUGAUGAGGACAGCAAGGAUGGGUCUACAGUGGCCAAGACAUCCCGUAAAGAAAAUGCUCCACAGGGUGGUGAUGAUGCCAAGGAGACAACUGCAAAGAACCAGAAGAAGAUUGAUGGAGAUGCUAACAAAGAGUGUAAAAGACGGGAGGAUAUGCCUAGCUACGACAGCAAACGCUUCCGGAAAGACAAGAAGGAAGAGGAGAAGUUUCCUGGGGGGGACGUUGUUCCUCAUAGUCCUGUCAUCAAGAUCUCUUACAGCACCCCACAAGGAAAAGGUGAGGUCAUGAAGAUCCCUUCAAGAGUACACGGGUCUGUCAAACCCUUUUGCCCCAAACAGCUAAUCCAGAACGGGCUCGGUGAACGUGAUGGUAGUCGCGAGUCUCAGAAAGACCUGCGCUCUCCCGUUAACCCAAUAAGAACUGGCCUGACUGUGUCCAUUCCCAAACUCAAGCUACCAAAGCCCAUGCUUGAUGGCCAGGACAUCCCAUCACCUAAAAUCCGAUUACGGUCCCGCGGUGACGGUGAUGACCACGACUCUCUAUACGAGGCAGAGUUGGUAGGAGGGACCCGAAGACGCAGUCCGAGACUUCCAGGUUCCGGGCUGCCACACUCUGACGAUUCAGGAGAGAAGAACUCUCUUGAGCUUUGGUCAGGCAGUUCAGGGGAGGAGGCUGAGCGGCACGGUGACCUGACCUUGCUAAUCAACUUCCGGAAGAGGAAGGCGGACUCAUCGAGCCUGUCGGUGUGCAGCAGCGACAGCCUAGAUGAAUCCAAAUCGUUCAGCUCAGACGGAACAUCACCGGAACUGUGUGACCUAGCGCCGGGAGAUGACAUAUCCGUUUCAUCAUCUUCACGAGGAGAGGGCAAAACUGUUCCACCGCUUACAGUGCGACUACAUACACGCAGUAUGACCAAAUGUGUGACAGAGGAGGGUCAUGCAGUGACAGUUGGGGAUGUGGUAUGGGGGAAGAUCCAUGGAUUUCCUUGGUGGCCGGCACGGAUCUUGAGCAUCAGUGGUAGUCGAAGGGAGGAGGGUGAAUGUGAGGCGCCCUGGCCUGAGGCAAAGGUGUCCUGGUUUGGCUCACCCACCACCUCCCAGCUGUCCGUCGCAAAACUCUCACCCUUCCGUGAGUUUUUCAGGUUGCGAUUCAAUCGUAAGAAGAAAGGGAUGUAUCGUAGGGCUAUUGUCGAGGCUGCCAAGGCUGUCGGUCACAUGGGCCCUGAAAUCACCUCUUUGCUGUCACACUGCGAGACAUAGAGUCUGAGGUCUGAAGAAUAGCUGUCAUUCUGGGGUCUGCUCACACUUCCUGUAAGCAUCCUCGUGGGAGAGAGAGUGCCUGUGGUUGCCACGGAUAUUAUGAGUGAAGGCUCUUUUUCACAUUGCUGGAGGAAAAUGGCCUUCCAUUGAGGAGCUGACUGACUGGGUUUGGGAGCAAGGAGGGCCUGUUGGGGGCAUCUCAAACACUACCCAGAAGAAUUCCUCCUCUUCACACCCCCCUCUCCUCUCUCUCUCUCUGUCUCUGUCUAGGACUUAUGUUUCAUUAGAACGAGUAGCUCAACACUAUAAAUCCGAAUGUAUUUAUUAUUCGCGAAACACUCAAGGCAACUGCUUUUUUUGUUUGUUUGUUUUUUAAACAGUCCUGUUAGAUCUCCUCACUGCUGCUGUUUUCUUACUGAAGGGUCCUUCUCUCUCUCCUUCUCUAUGCGCUAGUAAAAUGGCUCACGUCCACAGAUGAAUUUCUGACGGAGAGCUGCGUCGGCUUAGUUCAACCCCAGUGCCAUCCUUAUCGGGUGCUGAAAUAAACAGAACAAACAAACACAAAUUACAAAUGACAAGUCUUACUCCACAGUCUUUCCUCUUCAAGUAUGAAAAUGUGAAACUCUUUUUGGGGUUUUUUUCUCUUUCUUUUGAAAUCCUCUGCAUCUAGAGAUCAAUCAGUAGGUCUUACUACAUGCAGUAACUCAUUGUUUGUAGCUCCAUCUUCACCAGAUGGAUGUGUUUCUCCAACUGGUUUCUGUCCCCUUGAAGAAAUAUAUCUUCUGUCCACCAUUU